Messenger RNA from Gaeumannomyces tritici R3-111a-1, 327 nucleotides. RefSeq lists its product as hypothetical. The coding region runs from base 1 to 327 and encodes 108 amino acids. The transcript has a single exon. NCBI's taxonomy places the organism in Eukaryota, Fungi, Ascomycota, Sordariomycetes, Magnaporthales, Magnaporthaceae. The record is from RefSeq and is a predicted model, not a curated record.
AUGCGUCACUCAAAGGAGGGCGCGGGACAAGAGCUGGCUCCGACCCUUUUCCCACCGCCGGACGCGACGAUGGGGGCGGUGGUCGGCAGCCGCAGUAUAUACCACAACGCGGGCAACGGCGGCGGCGGCGGCGGCGGCGGCGGCGUCGCGCCAGAAAUGGGAAUCGUCGUGGCGGUGGGAGUAAGCCCUCGGCAGGGUCUAAAAGCAGAAAGUCGUCGGCCGAGAAGACGUUCCCGGAUGCAGACGGAGGCAAGUCGUCGACGGUCAGCGCGAGGUCCAGGCCGUCAGUUGAGCGCCGGCACAGAUGAGGUCAGCCGCAGGCGGUAG